AUGGAUAUAUAUCAAUCUACAAAAGUAUCUUUUGUGCCAAGAAUAAGUACAACUCGAUGGUCAAACCAAGGUUUGUUAAUGAAUAAUCAACAACAGAAACAACAAAAUAACAAUGAGCAAAAUCUAUCUUUCAAUAGACCGGAACAGUUACUUGAUAAUCUUCAAUCAUUGUCACUGAGAAAUUAUUCUAAGUAUCAACAACAGAAAUAUCGAAAUAGUAAUGAACAAAGUUCAUCACUCAAUAAAUUUCAACGGUUUCGUGAUAAUCUCCAAUCAUUACCACUGGAAAAUGAUUCUAAGUAUCAAAACAACAGCAAUGAACAAAAUCCAUCAUUUAAUAAAUCGCAAUCGCUUCCCAGUAACGUUCUAACAUUACCAUUAGAUAAUCAUUCUAAGUAUCAACAAAAUCACAAUGACCCAAGUUCAUCAUUCAAUAAAUCGCAACUGUUUCCUGAUGAUGUCCCAUCAUCGCCACUAGAAAAUUAUUCUAAUAACUCCGAUGAACUCGAAACCAUCAACAAGACAAGCUACUAUCCGAUGGCUUUUUAUAUUUGUGUUGGAGUUUCACUUUUCCUUAUUGCUACAACAGCAUUGGCAUGGCAUAUAUCAAAAAUUGAUAUCAUAGUAUUUCGAACUGAAGUUUUAUCUAUGGACCGGCUUGUUGCUACAAGUACAACGACUGCAAUGCCAGGAUGGGUUGGUACUGGUGAUAUGACGAAUGUACGACGUGACCAUCAAGCAUCUGUAUUAGCAAAUGGGAAAGUGCUAGUUACAGGUGGAUUUACUGGUAGUGUCUAUUUGAAUGGUGCUGAGCUGUACGAUCCAUCUACAGGAGUAUGGACAACUACUGUUAAUAUGAAUAGUAUUCGAGGUUAUCACCAGGCAUCUGUAUUAGCAAAUGGAAAAGUGUUAGUUACAGGUGGAUAUACUGGUAGUAGUUAUUUGAAGACUGCUGAAUUAUAUGAUCCAUCUACAGGAAUAUGGACACUCACUGGUAAUAUGAAUAGUAUGCGAGCUUUUCAUCAAGCAUCUGUAUUACAUAAUGGAAGCGUAUUAGUUAGUGGUGGAUGCAGUAACACUAGCGUUUAUAUAAAUAGUGCUGAGUUGUAUAAUCCAACUACAGGAGUUUGGACAACUACUGGUAAUAUGAAUAGUAUUCGAGGUUAUCACCAAGCAUCUGUAUUAACAAACGGAAAAGUGUUAGUUAAUGCUGGGACUGAUGGUAGUAGUAAUUAUUUAAAUACUGCUGAAUUAUAUGAUUCAACAACAGGGGUUUGGACAAGUACUGGUAAUAUGAACAGUAUGCGAAUUUUUCACCAAGCAUCUAUAUUACAAAAUAACAAAGUGUUAGUUACUGGUGGACUCAGUAAUGCUUUCGUUUAUUUAAAUAAUGCUGAAUUGUAUGAUCCAUCUACGAGUACAUGGACACUCACUGGUAAUAUGAAUAGUAUGCGAGCUUAUCAUCAAUCAUCUAUAUUGCAAAAUGGACAAGUAUUAGUUAGUGGUGGAUGCAGUAGCAACGGUGUUUUUUUAAACAGUGCUGAGUUGUAUAAUCCAACUACAGGAGUGUGGACAACGACAUUUACUAUGAAUUCUAGUCGAUCUGAGGAUACAGGAUCCUUACUAACAAAUGGAAAAGUAUUAGUUGUUGGCGGACUUGGUGCUAGUGGAUUUUUAAAUAGCGCUGAAUUAUAUCAACCAUAA
Messenger RNA from Adineta steineri, 1704 nucleotides. The record is from the annotation of a GenBank genome assembly. Lineage: Eukaryota; Metazoa; Rotifera; Eurotatoria; Adinetida; Adinetidae.